This is a messenger RNA of Pocillopora meandrina, 354 nucleotides long. The record is from the annotation of a GenBank genome assembly. NCBI's taxonomy places the organism in Eukaryota, Metazoa, Cnidaria, Anthozoa, Scleractinia, Pocilloporidae.
AUGCACAAUUUUACUGAUGGCUUCACAGCACAAUAUAAAUCAAGACACUGUGUUGGUAAUCUGUCUUUCUCUCUUGCUAAUUUUGGAUAUACCAUUCAAAGAAAUUACUUUGAAACCUCUCAUGCAAAAGGAGAGCAAGAUGCAGCUGGCUCAAAUAUAAAACAGAAGAUCAGCCAAGUAGUUCUCUACAGGACUACCACCAUCAACAGUGCUAAGGCCAUGUAUGAAUACCUGGAGGCCAACUUCACACAGCCUGCUUCAAAUGCAGUUCACUUAAAACAAAGAGUCUUCUUCUAUGUACCAUCUGAAGGGGAAGAGGCUGUCUCGAGAAAUAGAGAUGGAAGAAAAUUUUAA